This is a messenger RNA of Nerophis ophidion (straightnose pipefish), 2669 nucleotides long. Its product is annotated as alpha-2,8-sialyltransferase 8E-like. Gene Ontology annotation, molecular function: alpha-N-acetylneuraminate alpha-2,8-sialyltransferase activity. The coding region runs from base 375 to 1583 and encodes 402 amino acids. Gene Ontology annotation, biological process: oligosaccharide metabolic process; N-glycan processing. NCBI's taxonomy places the organism in Eukaryota, Metazoa, Chordata, Actinopteri, Syngnathiformes, Syngnathidae. The transcript is spliced from 7 exons. The record is from RefSeq and is a predicted model, not a curated record.
GCAGGAUUUAGCACGGGGUAAAUUUGGGUGGUGUGCGUUAACACUUUUAACCUUGAAUGAGGUGCUCCUAACCUGCUCCAACCCUCUUGGAAAAAAUAUUUACCCCGGAGGCUAAUUCAGUCCAGGCCACUCAUGUUACCGCCUCCUUCUGUAGCAAAGGAAAGAGAGAGCAGAGGGACUCGUUGAGGAAUAUGGACCAAGACAGGAGGAGGGGGGGAAGGCUGAUUUUUGUUUAGAAGGCGGAGACCCGCGGCAGCAUUAAGCUUUGGGACGACAGGAUUGGGGUUUCUGUGACCAUGCACUUCCACAGCAUUGGUCAGCGACAACACCAAGGUUUGACAUAAAAGAACACAAGUUGGAGAAGAGGAAGUUGGAUGAGAUCAAGGGCUGAGGGAGGGGUUAAAGCCGAGGGACAAGCAGAACAUGAUCGCACAUGGAUAAUACCCGUCAGGAGGUGUGUUAGCCCUGAAACUCGAGCGCCGGUGGCAAAAGAGGACGGAGGCAAAGAGGCCGGGAGCAUGAGUUCGGGCUUCUCCUUCAUGAUUACGCUCCUCUGCGUGGGGAGCCUGCUGUCCACCCUCACCUGGUUCAUGGUUGACGAUGACAGCACGGUGACGUCUUACAAACCACCCCCACAAAAGAAAGAUUCCCCAAAUCCUUCUUCACUUUGUAAAGGCUGCAAGGAACUGAUUGACAACGUCCUGAAGCGCCACAGUAAAACCUGGAAAAAGAACGAGAAGAAUUACCAAAAAUUUAUCUCCGAGGUGAGCAGCUCGUGCCGUGUCGACAAGGCCAUCAUCACGCAGGAUAACACCCCCGUGGGUACGAAGAUUUCCUAUGAUGGGGAAAAGUCCAGGAUGCUCCAGAUCAAACCCAACAUUUUCAAAACAUUUAUAAAGGAGCAUCCGUUCUCCAACCAGACGUUUGACACGUGCGCCGUGGUCGGCAACGGCGGCAUCCUGAUGGACAGCGGCUGCGGGAAAAUGAUCGACUCGGCUCAGUUUGUGAUGAGGUGCAAUCUGCCGCCUUUGAACGACGAGUACGGGAAAGACGUGGGCGCCAAGACGGACCUUGUGACGGCCAACCCGAGCAUCCUCAAAGAAAAGUACGGCUCCCUGAUGAACAAUCGGCGCGAGUUUGCGGAAAGUCUUAUGAGCUACGGAACGUCCUUCAUCCUCCUACCCGCCUUCUCCUACGGCGCCAACACACCGCUCUCCCUGCGGGUGGCCUACACCGUUGAGGACUUUGCCAGCCCGGCACGUCCCAUCUUCUUCAACCCGGACUACCUGCGUAACCUGUCCCAAUUCUGGGCAGGACACGGCCUGAAAUCGCGACGCCUUAGCACGGGCAUCAUGAUGGCCAGCAUGGCGCUGGGGGCGUGCUCCAACGUGCACCUGUACGGCUUCUGGCCAUUCGCCAACCACCCGCACAGACUCUACGCGCUCACCAAUCACUACUACGACGACAGGAAGGCCGACACCAAGUUCCACGCCAUGCCGGAAGAGUUUGACAUGCUGCUGAAGCUGCACAGUCAGGGCGUGCUGAGGCUUCACCUGGGAGACUGCCAAAGCGACCACAAUUAGUCUGACUACUAAAGAUUUUUUUAAUUAUUUAUUAUCCAGCUGGGAGUCUGAAGCUUUGAAACCAGAGGACCUUGUGAGGCCUUAGGGAGGUUUUAUCUGUUAUCAAGAAAGUGAAUCUAACUUAAUAAUCAGAAUGUUUGCUAUAAUUGUUUACAUGCGACACAGACACCAGCAAAAAUUUGUCAUGAGACUGGUGAUGGUUUUGGAAGACAUUGUGCGCUCUUGUUCUCCCCACACAUCACUGCCAUUGUGGCGGCUUUGCACCUUACGACUAGGUUCACACUGCAGACAGAUUUGUAUUCGUCAAAUCCAAUAUUUUUAUAAGAGACGUCCGAUGAUAUUGGACUGCCGAUAUUAUCGGCCAAAUGUUUUAAAAUGUAAUAUUGGAAAAUUAUCGGAAUCUGUUUCAAAAGGUAAAAUUUAUGACUUUUUAAAAUGCCGCUGUACGGAGUGGUACACGGACGUAGGGAGAAGUACAGAGCAGUUGCGUCUCCCAGUCAUACUUGCAAACCCUCACGAUUUUCCCGGGAGACUCCCGAAUUUCAAUGCCCCUCCCGAAAAUCUCCCGGAGCAACCAUUCUCCCGAAUUUCUCCCGAUUUCUACCCAGAGAACAAUAUUGGGGGCGUGCCUUAAAGGCACUGCCUUUGCGUGCCGGCCCGGUCACGUAAUAUCUACAGCUUUUCACACACACAAGUGAAUGCAAGGCAUACUUGGUCAACAGCCAUGAAGGUCACACUGAGGGUGGCCGUAUAAACAACUUUCACACUGUCACAAAUAUGCGCCACACUGUGAAUCCACACCAAACAAGAAUGACAAACACAUUUUGGGAGAACAUCCACACCGUAACACAACAUAAACACAACAGAAGAAAUACCCAGAAACCGUUGACGCACUAACUCUUCCGGGAUGCUACAAUAUAUACCCCCCGCACCUCAACCCCACCCACCUCAACCUCCUCUUGCUCUCUCAGGGAGAGCAAGUCCCAAAUUCCAAGCUGUUGUUUUGAGGCAUGUUAAAAAAAAUUAUGCACUUUGUGACUUCAAUAAUAAAUAUGGCAGUGCCAUGUUGGCAUUUUUUCCCAUAAA